AUGUCCGACAUCAAGGUUGACGGUUUCAAGUCCUCGGACAUCCUCGCGACGCUUUCUGGCGUGUUCAACGGAAUGCCGGACUCUGAGAAGCAGGCGCAGAUCAAGAAGACGAAGGGCAUCUUCCAGCUCAACGUCAAGAACACUGAGGGCGCCGAGGGCAUUUGGACAAUCGACAUGAAGCAGACCGGCACGGUGUACAAGGGACCGGCAAAGCCGAAGGCCGAUGUCACCAUCAUCCUCGCCGACGACACCUUCACACAGCUUGCCGAGGGUAAACUCGAUGGUCAGAAGGCGUUCAUGACCGGCAAGUUGAAGACGAAGGGAAACAUGAUGCUUGCCACGAAGCUCGACGGUGUCUUGAAGGCGGCAAAGAGCAAGGCCAAGCUCUAA
Molecule: messenger RNA, 390 nt
Organism: Peniophora sp. CBMAI 1063
Lineage: Eukaryota; Fungi; Basidiomycota; Agaricomycetes; Russulales; Peniophoraceae
Source: the annotation of a GenBank genome assembly